Messenger RNA from Annulohypoxylon maeteangense, 1751 nucleotides. RefSeq lists its product as uncharacterized. Lineage: Eukaryota; Fungi; Ascomycota; Sordariomycetes; Xylariales; Hypoxylaceae. The coding region runs from base 133 to 1491 and encodes 452 amino acids. The record is from RefSeq and is a predicted model, not a curated record. The transcript has 4 exons.
CCUUGAAGGGCUUUUUCCAUGUGUAUACCAUAGUUGAGGCAAAGGGGCAUAAUCUGCUUAGUGUGUAGUAACAGGUUGGCCUUUUUAUUUAACAGGUAUUCUCAUGAUUUCGUUCAAAAAAAUCAUCCAUCAAUGGCUAUCUGUGAGUCAAAAUCAGAGAUGCGCAGGCAAUGCGAGUGUCAUUCUACCGUAAACAUGGCUACACCAAGUCAAGGUCUGGUAAAGGGGGUGGAAUUAAGUGAUUUGAUGGUCUCAAAUCCGCAAGAUACUCUAUGGCCAUUUGAUUCCGAAAGCAACGUCGUCCUCAUAGUUGCUAAAGCGAAUGAAAUCCGCAACUGUAUAUUCUGCCGCGAGACCCUCACCGAGAGACUUGGCAUGCCACGCUUCUGGUGGUCAGAUACGUACAAGAGAAUGAAUGGGUAUUUUGGAUCUGAAUCUACGAGAAAUUCAGGUGGGAUUAUUGAUACUUGCUCAACAUGGUCUCGAGCUCUUGUCAAACAUUUUACCACAUCACCCAUUUCAGGGUCCAAACCAGAUAUACAGUAUCGUUGGCUCAAAUUCAACUUAUUUACACGAUGGGUUAUGCCAAACAAGAUGGCAAUCCUUGCUUUUGACCCAGUCGACAUAAUAGAGGAAUGGUUAUCAUCACAAUUUAUAAAACAUCUACAUCAAGAUGAACUUCAGGAUCCUUACUGGCCUUAUAUACGCGUCCUUGAAGAACUCGUGACUCUUCAUGGAACAUCAGUUUGGAGUCUCCGAAAUUUAAUAAGAACUACAGAGUUAUCACCAUCAAGGGACCAUAGAAAUGCGAGAAACAAGCCAAAACACAACUACUCGCGUCUUCAUGACAUUGCUCGCCACGCUAUUCAUGUCUCAGAAACCUUAGAUCUAUCUGUGAAGCUGUCAGAAAAUAUUCUGCAAGAGCAUAAACAGCUAGCGACGCCAGAUUCAGAUGUUGAUCGAAGAUUUUCCACUGAGGGGGCUCAAAUGUUUAAAAGGGCAUAUUGCAAUACCCGUUCUCGAAUCGCCUUCUUCAGAAAUGCACUAUCCAGUUUACGCUGUCGUUCAUCAUCCAAUCACCAACGGUUGAAUAACGAGAUUCAAUUAAGGUUUCAUACAGACUCUCAGUACGAUUCGCAAGCAUCGGUUGAAAUUAAUUGGUCAACUAAAUCGGACAGCGCAUCGAUGAGGUGGAUCGCGAUAGUGAGUCUCGUGUUUCUCCCGGCAAACUUGGUUUCAUCGAUUUUUAGCACGACCUUUUUUAGUGGUUCAGACGGAGCAUUGUCAGUAUCAAGCGACUUCUGGAUAUACUGGGUUGUAUUAGUUGUCGUUACGGUGGUAACUAUGAUCUUCUGGUUUUACUUGCCACGUCUUUCUCCGGUCGUGGAUAUACGACGCGACAACUCGACGGAGAAGGACGCAGAGAGUUCGUUUCGAACCUCUUUUCGUGGUUUAAAUGGAGUGGAUACUGAUUUGACGAGUCACGUAUAAUGAUGUAUGAGAUAUCUGACCAAGGAGGAGAAGAGACGACAAACAUUAUAGAUCAAGGAGGCUGCAUUGUAAUUUCUUUAGGUUAUCAUAGACAAACACCCAACUACCUACCUAGGUAGGUACAGGUAGAUAUUUUAUUCCAAUAUUAGAGGGGUAUGCGCCUAAAUGUACCAAUUCAGGGGUACGUAAUCUCAGCGACCGGAAAUUGCUAUGGGGCACUAACGGGACAAGCGCUCUGGGUCUAUUGCUGAUAACUUAGG